AAACCAAUCAAAUCAAACACAAGCACCCCUCAUCUCAUAAACCCCAUCAAAAGCCCCCGCCGCUUUCUCCUCUCCUCCCGCGUCCGACGAUCCUCACGCAAGCACCGAACAUGAGCACCAGCGAGGCCGCCACUGUCAUCCCCGUUUACGACGUCGCCCCCGGCCAGGGCGCGCCCUCCAACUCCAAGGCCCCCGCGGCGGCGCCUCCGGCUGCCGCUCCAGCCGCGGCCACGACGACGACGCCGCGCAAGUUCCCCAUGCGGUUCUUCCGGCGUAGCGACCGCGGCAGCCGGUGCAUGGCGUUCCUCGACCUCCUGCUGAGGAUCGCGGCGUUCGGGCCCGCGCUCGCGGCGGCCAUCGCCACCGGCACGUCCGACGAGACGCUCUCCGUCUUCACCGAGUUCUUCCAGUUCCGCGCCCGUUUCGACGACUUCCCGGCCUUCCUGUUCCUCAUGGUGGCGAGUGCGAUCGCCGCGGGGUACCUGCUCUUAUCGCUCCCGUUCUCCGCCGUCGUCGUGCUGCGGCCUCAAACCACCGUCCUGAGGCUUCUCUUGCUCGUCUGCGACACGAUCAUGCUCGGGCUGCUGACGGCGGGGGCAGCGGCGGCGGCGGCCAUCGUGGACCUGGCGCACAGCGGGAACGAGCGCGCCAACUGGGUGCCCAUCUGCAUGCAGUUCCACGGCUUCUGCCGGCGCACGAGCGGCGCAGUCGUGGCCUCCUUCCUCUCGGUCUUCAUCUUCGUGCUCCUCGUCGUCCUCGCCGCCUUCUCCAUCAGGAAGCGCUGAAACCAGCCUUGCUCCGGCCGGCAGUCCAGCUGCUGCAAACCCCGCGCUUUGUUUAAUUAACCGUGCCUGUGUUUUUUAAUGUUGCAUGCAUCCUCAGUUUCCUUUCUGCAUUUGUGUAAUUGUGCGCAUUGGCGAGUAAGUGGCAGUGCACCUGUUAAUCUGUACUUGUACUUGUGUUGCUUGGUAAUACAAGGUGGUGAGCGAUCAA
Molecule: messenger RNA, 993 nt
Organism: Triticum aestivum (bread wheat)
Lineage: Eukaryota; Viridiplantae; Streptophyta; Magnoliopsida; Poales; Poaceae
Product: casparian strip membrane protein 1-like
Exons: 3
Coding region: 111-785 (224 amino acids)
Source: RefSeq, a predicted model, not a curated record